Taeniopygia guttata (zebra finch) is the source of this 1661-nucleotide messenger RNA. RefSeq names its product GTP binding protein 3, mitochondrial (gene GTPBP3). Gene Ontology annotation, molecular function: protein binding; GTP binding; GTPase activity. Lineage: Eukaryota; Metazoa; Chordata; Aves; Passeriformes; Estrildidae. Gene Ontology annotation, cellular component: cytoplasm; mitochondrion. The record is from RefSeq and is a predicted model, not a curated record. Gene Ontology annotation, biological process: tRNA wobble uridine modification; tRNA methylation.
UGGCGUGCCGCGUUGGGCGGGGCUUGGCUGAGGGCAGCGAUGGCGCUGAGCGUGGCCGUGAGGGCAGCGCGGGGCAGGUGGGCGCGCGGCCUGAGCUCGACGGUGCCACCCGCGGGUGGCACGGGUGGUGGCACGGCAGGUGGCACGGCAGGUGGCACGGGUGACACCAUCUUCGCGCUGUCCUCGGCGCCGGGGCGCUGCGGCGUGGCCGUGAUCCGGGCCAGCGGGCCGGGCAGCGCGGGGCUCCUGCGCAGCCUGACCGGGACCCCCGGGCCGCCCCCGCCCCGGGUCCUGGCCCUGCGCCGCAUCCGCGACCCCCGGAGCGCCGAGACCCUGGACAGGGGGCUGGUGGUGUGGUUCCCAGGGCCCAACAGCUUCACCGGGGAGGAUUGUGCCGAGCUGCACGUGCACGGGGGGCCUGCCGUGGUCAGCGGGGUGCUGCAGGCUCUGGGCCGCUUGCCGGGGCUGCGUCCGGCCGAGCCGGGCGAGUUCACCCGCCGGGCAUUCGCCCACGGCAAGCUGGACCUGACGGCGGCCGAGGGGCUGCGGGACCUGAUCGCGGCCGAGACGGAGGCGCAGCGGCGCCAGGCGCUGCGGCAGAUGGAGGGGGACCUGGGCCGGCUCUACCAGCGCUGGAGCCACGCCCUGACCCAGGCACUCGCCCACCUGGAGGCCUACAUCGACUUCAGCGAGGAUGACAACGUGGAGGAAGAGGUCCUGGCCCGAGUGGCGGUCACCGUGCGGGCGCUGCUGCAGGAGAUCCGGGGCCACCUGCGGGACGGGCGCCGGGGGGAGCUGCUGCGGGGGGGGGUCCGGGCGGUCAUCGCCGGCCCCCCCAACGUGGGCAAGAGCAGCCUGCUCAACCUGCUCUGCCGGCGCCCGGCUGCCAUCGUGUCACCCUCGGCGGGCACCACGCGGGACGUGCUGGAGGUGGCCCUGGACAUCGGGGGGUACCCGCUGCUGCUCAGCGACACCGCGGGGCUGCGCCGCGCCGCCGACCCCGUGGAGCGCGAGGGCGUGCGCCGGGCACGGGAACGGCUGUGCCAGGCCGAUCUGGUGCUGGCAGUGCUGGAUGCCACCUCGGUGUCACCCGCGCCGGCGGCUCUGGGGGCGGCGCUGGCGGCGCUGGAGCCGCCCCCGGGCACCCCCUGUUUGCUGGUGCUCAACAAGGCCGACCUGCUGGGGGGGCCCCGGGGGUCCGCGGGUGGUGACCAAGGACCCCCGGCCGCCCUCCUGUCCUGCGAGGGGUCCCCGAGUGCCACCCCUGCCCAGGGACCCCCGGCCACCCUCCUGUCCUGCAAGACGGGCGAGGGGCUGGAGGCGCUGCUGGAGCUGCUGGCCCAACAGCUGGCACAGCUCUGCGGGGACCCGCUCUCGGGCUGGCCCAGCCUGACGCAGAGCAGGCACAGCCGCCACCUCGGGGCGUGCGCGGCGGCCCUGGCGCGCUUCGGGGACCUCGGGGACAGCGGGGACCUGGCGCUGGCGGCCGAGCAGCUGCGGCUGGCACGGCGGGAGCUGGGCAGGAUCACCGGCCACGUGGGCGCCGAGGACGUCCUGGAUAUCAUUUUUAGGGAUUUUUGCGUCGGGAAGUGACGCUGGCACUCCGUGGGGUGGGGUGGGGUGGGGUGUCACUGGGAUUAAACCGUGGUGCCUUUGGUGGC